Molecule: messenger RNA, 897 nt
Organism: Phytophthora sojae
Lineage: Eukaryota; Oomycota; Peronosporomycetes; Peronosporales; Peronosporaceae
Exons: 3
Coding region: 1-897 (298 amino acids)
Source: RefSeq, a predicted model, not a curated record
AUGAAGGCGGACGAAACGAUUCUGCGAGGCGUGACGACAUUCGCGGACUUGUCGUAUCACUUCGUCAUUUCGUGCAAGGCGGGGAAGAUGAGUAUUUUGCUGAAGGAUCGGAUGAGCAAGAGGCAAUGGAGCACGGGAUACUUGUCCAUGGAAGAGUACACAACACCGAGAAACAGCAUCCAGGAUGCAUCCACUGAAGACUAUGCCAAGGUACUAAGGGUAACUUGCGCCUUACUUGUUUCUUCCUCCUUUCAAGCGAUUCUCAAGCAGCGUUUUAUUGGCUACCAGCUUUCAAGCUCGAUCUGCUCAAUUCAUUCGCAAGUUGACGCCUCAGGAGAACGGCGGCUUAGAGCUAGAGCUCUCGGUGAAUUCACAGUACUUCAGGCAACCUGGACGGUGUCUUACGUGUUUCAGCUGGAGCAUAUUUCGGUCGAGCGCAUUCGCGCUCUGGAGGCGCGACUGCGUAAUGCUGAAGAUGAGCUGAAGGCGGCUCGAGUGCGUUCAACGCAGGAGACUGGUAAUGGAAUGAUAUACCUGGAGUGCACCUCAAGCGAGAACGCUGGAAUGAACCGCAAGGGUCAGAUCUGUUGGAGUAUGAUCGAUGCAAAUGGUUUCGAGCUCUCGGAGGGGAACUUCGAGAUACGCUGCCUUGUGAACGGGUGGUACGUUUUGAGUCUAGCAGUGUUUUUGACGCCCACGACGACGUGGGGCUUGAUUGAACUGCAGCUUAAUGGGCAAGGUAUCCGCCGCGACCGUGCAGUUCCCAUUGCGGGGCAGCCCUGCAGUGCUUCCUGCGUUCGCAGCUCGCACCUGAAGAAGAAUGACGUGCUGACUGUGGCUGUCGGUAGCGCUCUGAACAUUGCGGCUGCACUCACUAUUGUGCAACUCAGGGAUUAA